Saccoglossus kowalevskii is the source of this 3990-nucleotide messenger RNA. Its product is annotated as methylmalonic aciduria type A homolog, mitochondrial-like. NCBI's taxonomy places the organism in Eukaryota, Metazoa, Hemichordata, Enteropneusta, Harrimaniidae. Gene Ontology annotation, cellular component: cytoplasm. Gene Ontology annotation, molecular function: GTP binding; GTPase activity. The record is from RefSeq and is a predicted model, not a curated record.
GCAGAUCGACCGCGGACGUUGACCGUAGACAUGCGCACUUCUGAGUUUAGCUGACGGUAAUUGGUUUGUUUUUUCAAGUCGUAUUUGUGAUUUACGAUAUUUUCACUAUUCCACGAACAGUAAAAUUAGUAGUUCAACGAACUCUUUCACUACCAGCGUUCAUGGAAUGUUUGGAACUGCACGGCGAUAGAAUAUCAGUCACAAUCGGUCAUCAGUAUCAUGUCUGUCAUUCUGGAAUAAUUUACAAUUGAGUACACACAUUUGGAAAUUAUACCAUUAAAUUAAAACAUACAACGGGAUAAUGUUCGGAAUGCAAUGUAUGAUCGGUCGACUAUUGUCCUGUUCAAAAUACACACGAUGCACCUCGACUGUGUUCAGAAAACCAGUGAUUGUGACCACUGAAAUUCAACACCGCACCACUCAGACGCAGCAUAAAGAGGACGCCCUUACGACUGCAGAUGAAAGGCUUGUCCAAAGACUGUACGAAGGUGUUGUGGCGAAAAAAAGAGCCAGCCUUGCUGAAGCCAUAACUCUGGUAGAAUCAGUCAGUCGAAAAAAACGUGCACUGGCCGAAGUUCUUCUUACUGAUAUAUUGGGAUAUCUUAGGAAAAAAGAACAACAAAAUGACGGAAAGCCAACUUCCUUCCGAGCAGGGUUGACAGGGCCACCAGGUGCUGGUAAAUCAUCCUUUAUAGAAUGUUUUGGUAAAUAUUUAACAGGAAUGGGUCAUAAAGUAGCCGUCCUGGCUGUGGACCCAUCAUCUUCAUCAACUGGCGGAUCGUUACUUGGUGAUAAAACUAGAAUGAUAGAAUUAUCACGUGAUAUGAAUGCUUACAUUCGACCCUCACCCACUAGUGGCAAUAUGGGCGGAGUCACCAGAAGUACCAAUGAAGCUAUAUUGCUAUGUGAAGCGGCUGGCUAUGACGUUGUACUUGUUGAAACAGUUGGCGUUGGGCAAUCCGAGUACGCUGUUGCUGAUAUGGUAGAUAUGUUUGUUUUGUUGAUACCCCCUGGUGGCGGAGACGAACUACAAGGCAUCAAGAAAGGAAUCGUAGAGAUGGCCGACCUGAUUGUGGUAAACAAAGCCGAUGGUGAUUUGUACAUACCAGCAAAGCAAAUACAAACUGAGUAUAUCAGUGCUGUGAAAUUGUUACGUAAGAAAUCACGGAAUUGGAACCCACAGGUGUUAAAAGCAUCAUCGAAAAAGAAAGACGGGUUACCCGAAGUGUGGGAUGUGAUGACAGAGUUUUACAAGACCAUGGUGACGACUGGCGAGAUGAAGAACCGACGUGCUGUGCAACACAAAAUAUGGAUGUGGAACCACAUCAAAGACAACAUCCUAAAGUUGUUUAAAAAUCACCCCGCUGUAAAACCUCAAAUAGCCUCACUCGAAUCCAAAGUGGCUAAAGCGGUAAUAACCCCUGGAUUAGCCGCAGACGUUUUGUUGAACGAAUUUGUCAAGUCAACUCAGACUGAUGACAAGUCUAAAAGUUAAUGAAGUAGAAGUUUCCUUCAAUUUUUGCAUGUCAGUUAAUAUUAUUUUAAUAGGUAAUGUAACGAUAAUGAGUUAAACAACAUCAAUACCACAAAUGUGAAAAAUCACUUGCUGAUGAAAUAACAAAAUCAUGAGUUCUUACAAAAUUUAGUUAUUAUUUUCUGUAAUCCAAAAACUAGUCUACAUGAGUCUUCUUUUGAUCUUCUAAACUAUAUUUCUUUUCUAUGUUCAUAAUUAGAUUUAUUCUGAUUAUAUAAAAAUCCCAUUAUUGGUUAACAUCACCUACAUCAUACCAAGCAACUACACAAAUUUCAUUCAAGUCUCGUAGAAUUAGCAACCAAAUGAAUAUCAUGUUGCAGAUUACAUUCUAGUAAGGCACACUUAAAUUGCCUGAAGAGAAUUUGCAUACUCAUGUAAUUUGAGGCGAUGUAAACUGGUGAUUGACACAUUGGAUGUUAAUUUAUUGUCUGGUUAUUGUAACAUGUAUGUUAAUUUAGGAAUGGAACAUCUUGUUCAUCACCAGUCCAUAAACUUGUCACUUUUGUCAAUUACUGUAGAAUACUUUAUUUUCGCUUGGAAUUUAUUUUUCUAUUUUCGUUGAAGGGAUGAAAAUAAAAUCCAUCAAAUAUACAUUUUUUCCUAUAUUUCACAUUAAACUCAUCAAAAAUCAGUGAAAAUAAAUUCCAUACAAAAUGCCCCAAAAGCCUUUUCAGCGAAAAUUAAUUCCAGCGAAAAUAAAGUAUUCCACAGUAAACCAGUGUCAAAUGUUGGACUUUUCUUCAAACAUUUAGAGCCUAUAACCGAUGAGUCAAUAGUACACAAGUCAAAUGUUUUGCUUCUUUGGUACAAACUGUGUAUUAUUGAUGGGCUUUUUGUAUUUUUCAGAAAUGUGUGAUGAUCCCCUCAAUUUAGGAAAGUCAAAGUUCACUUGUUAUUGUGAUUUGUAUUUUUAUCGGCAAUGCAUGCUUGUCUUUAAAUCCAUUAUACCACUAGACAAAUAAUAUAGCACAGACUGAGAUAGUCAGCUCGUUCAGUUGAAGUACAGUGCCAGCUACAUGUUUAUGUUCAAAGAUAUGUCUACAUGUUUGUUUUUUCUUUAAAAUUUCAAAAAUAAUUAAUCAACCUAGAUUCAAAAUAGUUUCAAUCAAUACAUAUUCACACAUUGGUUUGUGUGUUCAAAUCGUAAUUUUAAGCAAUUGUAGAAUAAGAUCAGGCAGAUAGUUUGAAGAUGUGACAAAAACAACUCUGUAAGCAUGAGGUUAAAUCUGGUCUCAAGAUAUGCCAUAUUUUUACUGAAGGAACUGGUUGGUGCUACUUCAAUAUGCUUGAAUUUUUAGUUGCAUAAUUACCUACGCAACAAAAUUCAAAUCUGUAAAUGUGCUUAACCAUUAUAAUAAUAAUUCAUGCUGAUAAUUGCAUUUUGACCCCACCAAAUUUUUGGUGGACAAGUACUUUAACUGAAGAGCUACUGAUUUGACAUGGCCAUCACACCAAGAUGCAUAAAGAAGACCUUCCCAAAAUACCAUGCAUGACUAGUCCCCUUGGUAUCGCUAAGUUGUCUGGCUAGUCCCUCUGUCUUGAUCACAUUAUAUUUCAAAAACUUGAAUCAAAUGUUCCACUUUUAUUUCAGCAGGAAAUACCAAUAUAUAUAACUGAUGUUAGUUCGAAAUGUUCGCUGAACUUUCAAAAUAUCAAUGUUUCAGUCAAUGUGUAUGAAUAUCCAGAAUAUUCAACAAAUUCUAUUGAAAUAUUCAGCAGUCAAGUGGCAUUAUUUACACAAAAUAUCGUACUGAUUGUUGCAUUAGAUAUAUAAUAAUUUUAUUAUAUUAAUACUGUUUAUAUUUUUUUAAUUUGAAAGGCCUGUGAUUGGCUGAAUCUGUCUGCAUUUACUUGUUAGCAUGACAAAUGAGAGACUAGACUGAAAAAUGAAGAGAUUAAGUGUUAUCCCAGAGUCAUCUGAUAAAAGUCCUUAAUUUCAAGAUAGAAAUCUUAUUUACAACUUGUGUGUGCACAAGUCUUGAUAAUCAAAUUAAUAUUGAUGCCGACACAAAUUUAGAUGUACAUCUUCUCAACCAAAUUAGAAAAACUGUGCAAUAAUUUAUCCAGAUAUUACACAAUCAUAAUUAAUUCCCUUAAUAAAUUUAACUUCAUUUUAGAGUCCUUAUACUGCUGAAUGGAAUUGGAAGAGUUGCUGGAUCAACGUUAUUGACGAGUUCCCAAUAUGCCAAUUUAAAUUACAAUAUAGUAAAGUCAUGUUUGUGGGGCCACUUUGUGUGUGUGUGUGUGUGUGUGUGAGGGGGCACAUAAUGCCAAUGAUUUGUCUUUAAUAGACCAUUUUUUCGUUCACUGCGAGAACACGUGUCAUGCAUGAAAUUGCGUUGUAGUGACGUCAUGUGGGACAAAAAAAUCACCUAUUGCAGUGAUGUCAACUAAGUCUAGAAAAAAAAGAAAAUGCACCUCGCGUUUUUUCUGCUAUUUUGCAUACUUACCGUGAA